Molecule: messenger RNA, 1396 nt
Organism: Ciona intestinalis (vase tunicate)
Lineage: Eukaryota; Metazoa; Chordata; Ascidiacea; Phlebobranchia; Cionidae
Source: RefSeq, a predicted model, not a curated record
CGCUUUUCUACCGCAAUUUAUAAGUCCCUAUUUUGCAGGCGGUCGCAUUUUUCUUAUAGAACAUUUGGUAGGGGGUAGUUUAGUGUUUUGGUGUGUUUUAUUUAUUUGGGUGAGGGUAUACAAUCUUUGCAAUGGUGUUCGAUAUUAGAAGGUUUGAUAUUUACAGGAAAGUCCCGAAAGAUUUAACGCAACCAACCACUACUGGUGCAGCAAUUUCCGUUGGUUGUUGUUUCUUCAUCUCUUAUCUUCUUAUCUCCGAGUUGUUGGGUUUUCUCACCAUAGAUGUCGCCAGUGAGCUGUACGUGGACGACCCACAAUCUGGGGAUAAAAUUCCUGUUCAAAUUAUUAUUUCAUUGCCAAAAAUGAAAUGUGAAUACUUGGGGAUGGAUAUCCAAGAUUCCAUGGGAAGACAUGAAGUAGGAAUGGUGGACAACAGUGAAAAAGUUCCUACACAUGAUGGCAACGGUUGUCUGUUUACUUCAAGAUUUCAAAUUAACAAGGUGCCGGGCAACUUCCAUGUUUCAACUCAUAGUGCGAGGUCUCAACCAGACAACCCUGACAUGACACAUGAAAUCAAAGAGUUAAGGAUUGGAGAUAAUAUGGUGAUCCCAGGAGUUAAGUCUCAAUCAUUCAACGCUCUUGAAGGCAAAACAACAUUUGAUAAACAUCCUCUAUCAUCACAUGACUAUAUAAUGAAGAUUGUACCAACAGUUUAUGAGAGCAUUGAUGGGAACUUGCGCUAUCUAUACCAAUAUACAAACGCAUAUAAGGAUUAUAUUGCAUAUGGCCAUGGACAGAGGGUAAUGCCAGCAAUUUGGUUUCGAUAUGAAAUGACACCGAUAACAGUAAAAUAUACAGAAAGAAGGAAGCCGUUUUAUCACUUUAUAACCAUGGUGUGUGCAAUCAUAGGGGGAACUUUCACAGUUGCAGGAAUUAUAGAUUCAAUGAUAUUUUCAGCUACAGAGAUGUACAAGAAACUUACAAUUGGAAAACUAUCAUAAAAUAACAGUACAUGUAAAAUUAGAACGUAGUGUAAUAUUCUGUUAGUGUUAUUACUGCUAAGUUGCUAUUUCAUAUUAAUCUUCUUGUUGCAAAAGAAUGUAAAACGUUGCUCCGAUUCUGGUGUAUUUCACUCUAAGAUCUCAUAUCUAUAUUAUUGUUGCAUAAUGGCCAAAUAAUAUAUUACUCAAUAUCUGUAAACAACAUUUUUUAACCCAGAAAGCGCAAUUUAAUCUAUUCCUUUGUUCGCAGUUAAUUCUAUUUCUGUAAAAAUAGUACUUAGGCACAUGUUUUAUGUAAAGAGAUUUUAUUAUUUGAUUGCAAAUUCGACAAAAUGUUGACGAAAUUUUAUGUAUUAUACAUUUUGUAUUCUUUUAAAUAAAUAAGUUACCAGAUA